Messenger RNA from Magallana angulata, 477 nucleotides. RefSeq lists its product as uncharacterized. The coding region runs from base 1 to 477 and encodes 158 amino acids. Lineage: Eukaryota; Metazoa; Mollusca; Bivalvia; Ostreida; Ostreidae. Gene Ontology annotation, molecular function: nucleic acid binding. The record is from RefSeq and is a predicted model, not a curated record. The transcript has a single exon.
AUGGACAAGAUGGGAAUAACCAUAUCUCACAAACCAGGAAAAAUUUUUGCGAAAAGAAGCGUCAAGACAAUCCAUGGAAAGGCUGGUUCUCGAGAAAUGGUAACGGUCAUGGCGUGUGCUAAUGCAAGCGGAACUGCAAUUCCACCCCAUUUCAUUAUACCAGGUCAAACAAGACGUGCUUUGCAGGGAUAUGGAAUUGAAAAUCUUCCAAGGGAAUCUCAACUGAAGGAAGCGAAGUUUUCAGUUUCUGAGAGUGGCUGGACAAAGGAUGGGAUCCCUCGCCUUUGGUUUGAGCAUACAUUCUUACCUAAUAUUGGAAACGAAAGACCAGAAUUACUCAUAUUCGAAGAAGAUGGGUCCCAUAACAAUGUUGAAUUUAUUGAAAUUGCUAGAGCCAACAACAUUGUGGUCACGGAGCUUCCGAGCCACACCAGUAACUGGACCCAGUUACUAGACCGUUCUUUUUUAAGUCCUUGA